CGCUCCGCUCGCGCCCCAGUGUAAUGAGGGUCACCCCCUCCCCCCAGCCGGCCCGGGAGGGGGCACGGGGCACGGUUGAUGUUGGCGCAGGAUGGAUCAGACCUCUGAACUACCCAGAAGAAAUUGUCUGCUGCCUUUUUCCAAUCCAGUCAAUUUAGAUGCCCCUGAAGACAAGGACAGCCCUUUCGGUAAUGGUCAAUCCACUUUUUCUGAGCCACUUAAUGAGUGUACUAUGCAGUUAUCGACUGCCAGUGGAACAUCCCAAAAUGCUUAUGGACAAGAUUCUCCAUCUUGUUACAUUCCACUGCGGAAACUACAGGAUUUGGCCUCCAUGAUCAAUGUAGAGUAUUUAAAUGGGUCUGCUGAUGGAUCAGAAUCCUUUCAAGACCCUGAAAAAAGUGAUUCAAGAGCUCAGUCGCCAAUUGUUUGCACUUCCUUGAGUCCUGGUGGUCCAACAGCACUUGCUAUGAAACAGGAACCCUCUUGUAAUAACUCCCCUGAACUCCAGGUAAAAGUAACAAAGACUGUCAAGAAUGGCUUUCUGCACUUUGAGAAUUUUACUUGUGUGGACGAUGCAGAUGUAGAUUCUGAAAUGGACCCAGAACAGCCAGUCACAGAGGAUGAGAGUAUAGAGGAGAUCUUUGAGGAAACUCAGACCAAUGCCACCUGCAAUUAUGAGCCUAAAUCAGAGAAUGGUGUAGACGUGGCCAUGGGAGAUGAACAAGACAGCACAACAGAGAGUAGACAUGGUGCAGUCAAAUCGCCAUUCUUGCCAUUAGCUCCUCAAACUGAAACACAGAAAAAUAAGCAAAGAAAUGAAGUGGACGGCAGCAAUGAAAAAGCAGCCCUUCUCCCAGCCCCCUUUUCACUAGGAGAUACAAACGUUACCAUAGAAGAGCAAUUAAACUCAGUAAAUUUAUCUUUUCAGGAUGAUCCAGACUCCAGUACCAGUACAUUAGGAAACAUGCUAGAAUUACCUGGAACUUCAUCAUCAUCUACUUCCCAGGAAUUACCAUUUUGUCAACCCAAGAAAAAGUCAACACCACUGAAGUAUGAAGUUGGAGAUCUCAUCUGGGCAAAAUUCAAGAGACGCCCUUGGUGGCCCUGCAGGAUUUGUUCUGAUCCAUUGAUUAACACACACUCAAAAAUGAAAGUUUCGAACCGGAGACCUUAUCGACAGUACUAUGUGGAGGCUUUUGGAGACCCUUCUGAGAGAGCCUGGGUGGCUGGAAAAGCAAUUGUCAUGUUCGAAGGCAGACAUCAGUUUGAAGAGCUACCUGUCCUUAGGAGAAGAGGGAAGCAAAAAGAAAAAGGAUAUAGGCAUAAGGUUCCUCAGAAAAUUUUGAGUAAAUGGGAAGCCAGUGUUGGUCUUGCUGAACAGUAUGAUGUUCCCAAAGGGUCAAAGAACCAAAAAUGUGUCAGCAGUUCAAUCAAAUUGGACAGUGAAGAGGAUAUGCCAUUUGAGGACUGUACAAAUGAUCCUGAAUCAGAACAUGACCUGUUGCUUAAUGGCUGCUUGAAAUCUCUGGCUUUUGACUCUGAACAUUCUGCAGAUGAGAAGGAAAAGCCUUGUGCUAAGUCUCGAGUCAGAAAGAGCACUGAUAAUCCAAAAAGGACUUGUGUGAAAAAGGGCCACAUGCAGUUUGAAACAAAUAAGGAAGAACGGAGGGGAAAGAUUCCAGAGAACCUUGGCAUAAACUUUAUUUCUGGGGAUGUAUCUGACAAGCAGGCCUCUAAUGAACUUUCCAGGAUAGCAAACAGCCUCACAGGGGCCAGCACUGCCCCAGGAAGUUUUCUGUUUUCUUCUUGUGCAAAAAACCCUGCAAAGAAAGAAUUUGAGACUUCAAAUUGUGACUCUUUACUGGGCUUGUCUGAGGGUGCCUUGAUUUCUAAACGUUCUGGGGAGAAGAAGAAACUUCAACGAGGUUUGGUUUGUAGUUCAAAGGUACAGCUCUGCUAUAUUAAAGCAGGUGAUGAAGAAAAACGAAGUGAUUCCAUUAGUAUUUGUACCACUUCUGAUGAUGGAAGCAGUGAUCUGGAUCCCAUAGAUCACAGUUCAGACUCUGAUAACAGUGUCCUUGAAAUUACAGAUGCUUUUGAUAGAACAGAGAAUAUGUUGUCCUUGCAGAAAAAUGAAAAGGUAAAGUAUUCCAGGUAUCCUGCCACAAACACUAAGGUAAAAGCAAAGCAGAAGUCCCUCAUUACUAGCUCACUUACAGACCACUUAACAGAGUGUACUAAGACAGCAGAGUCUGGAACUGAGACAUCUCAGGUUAACCUCUCUGAUUUUAAAGUGUCCACUCUUGUCCGCAAACCCCAAAUGGAUUUUAGAAAUGAUGGUUUCUCUACAAAAUUCAACACCCCAUCAAGCAUUUGCAGUGAGACCUCACUAAUAAAGGGUGGGGCUACAAAUCAAACUCUGUUACACUCGAAAAGCAAACAGCCCAAGAUCCGAAGUAUAAAGUGCAAACAUAAAGAAAAUCCAGUUGUAGAACCUCCAGUUACAAAUGAAGACUGCAGUUUGAAAUGCUGUUCUUCUGAUACCAAAGGUUCUCCUUUGGCCAGCAUUUCCAAAAGUGGGAAAGGGGAUGGGCUAAAACUACUGAGCAACAUGCAUGAGAAAACCAGAGAUUCGAAUGACAUAGAAACAGCAGUGGUGAAACACGUUCUGUCUGAGUUGAAGGAACUCUCUUAUAGAUCCUUAAGUGAAGAUGUCAGUGAAUCUGGAACAUCAAAGCCAUCAAAACCAUUACUUUUUUCUUCUGCCUCUAGUCAGAAUCAUAUACCUAUUGAACCAGACUAUAAAUUCAGUACCUUGCUAAUGAUGUUGAAAGAUAUGCAUGAUAGUAAGACCAAGGAGCAACGGUUAAUGACUGCUCAAAACUUGGUCUCCUAUCGGAGCCCUGGUCUUGGAGACUGUUCUACCAGUAGUCCUCUAGGGACUUCUAAGGUCUUAGUUUCAGGAGCCUCCAAUCAUAAUUCAGAAAAAAAUGGAGAUGGCACUCAGGAUCCAGUCUAUCCUAGCCCCAGUGGGGGUGACUCUGCACUGUCUGGGGAGUUGUCUGCCUCCCUACCUGGCUUAGUGUCUGACCGAAGAGACCUCCCUGCUUCUGGCAAGAGUCGUUCAAACUGUGUUACUAGACGCAACUGUGGGCGAUCAAAGCCAUCCAAAUUGCAAGAUGGUUUUUCAGGUCAGAUGGGAAAGAACACAGCGAACCAUAAAGCCUUAAAGACAGAGCGCAAAAGAAAAUUGAACCGGGUUCCAGCUGUGAUUCCAGAGGCUGCACUGCCAGGAGACAGACAGAAUGCAGCCUCAGAGAAUGGCUCCUUGGGAGGUGGAGCAGAAGACCCUGCUAAAGAAGAUCCCCUUCAAUUAAUGGGCCAUUUAACAAGUGAAGACAGUGCCCAUUUUUCUGAUGUUCAUUUUGACAACAAAGUCAACCAGUCUGAGCCUGAUAAAACGGAACAAGGCUCCAUCUUUGAAAACAGAAAAGGUCCAGAGCUGGACUCUGAAAUGAACAGUGAAAAUGAUGAACCCAAUGGUGUUAAUCAAGUAGUACCUAAAAAGCGGUGGCAGCGUUUAAACCAAAGGCGCACUAAACCUCGUAAGCGCACUAACCGAUUUAGGGAGAAAGAAAACUCUGAGGGUUCCUUUGGGGUCUCACUUUCUGCUGACCCUGUAAAGAAGGGGGGUGAGUUCCCAGAGCAUAGACCUUCUCCUUCAACAAACAUAUUGGAGGAUGUGCUGACAGAUCCAAAUCACACCGGGCACUUAGAUUCAGUUGGGCCACUGCUGAAUGUUUGCGAUAAAUCCAGUGCCAACACUGAGGAGAUGGAAAAGGAGCCAAGAAUUCCCACUUUGACUCCCCAGCCUGAGCUUCCUGAACCAGCUGUGCGGUCAGAGAAGAAGAGACUUAGGAAGCCAAGCAAGUGGCUUCUGGAAUAUACAGAAGAAUAUGAUCAGAUAUUUGCUCCUAAGAAAAAACAAAAGAAGGUACAGGAACAGGUACACAAGGUGAGCUCCCGCUGUGAAGAAGAAAACCUUUUAGCUCGAAGUCGAUCUAAUGCUCAGAACAAGCAUGUGGAUGAGAAUUCAUUGAUUUCAACCAAAGAAGAGCCUCCAGUUCUUGAAAGGGAGGCUCCGUUUUUGGAAGGGCCCUUGUCUCACUCAGAACUUGGAGGUGGACAUGCUGAGUUGCCGCAGCUGACUUUGUCUGUGCCUGUGGCUCUGGAAGUCUCUCCACGCCCUCCCCUUAAAUCUGAGGAAUUGCUAGUUAAAACACCAGGAAAUUAUGAAAGUAAGCGGCAGAGAAAACCAACUAAGAAACUUCUUGAAUCAAAUGAUUUAGACCCUGGAUUUAUGCCCAAGAAAGGGGAUAUUGGCCUUUCUAAAAAGUGUUAUGAAGCUGGUCACUUGGAGAAUAACAUUGCUGAAUCAUGUGGUGCAUCUCAUUCUAAAAAGUUUGGUGGAGGCACUACCAAGAUAUUUGAUAAACCAAGAAGGCGAAAACGACAAAGGCAUGCUAUAGCUAAGAUGCAUUGUAAAAGAGUGAAAAGUGAAGACUCAUCAAGAGAAACUCCAGGCUCAGAGGGAGAACUGAUGACACACAGGAUGGCUGCAAGUCUCAAGGAGGCUGUUGAAGAGGGCAUAGAAAACGACCAUGGGAUGCCUGCAUCUAAAAAACUGCAGGGUGAACGAGGUGGAGGAGCUGCCCUCAAGGAGAAUGUUUGUCAGAACUGUGAGAAACUGGGUGAGCUGCUGUUAUGUGAGGCUCAGUGCUGUGGGGCUUUCCACCUGGAGUGCCUUGGAUUAACUGAGAUGCCCAGAGGAAAAUUUAUCUGCAAUGAAUGUCGCACAGGUAAAGUUAGAUAUAGAAGGAUCUUCUUCCAAAGAAAUAUUGAGCUUUAAGUUUUUCAUUUAUAG
Messenger RNA from Myotis davidii, 4924 nucleotides. Its product is annotated as histone-lysine N-methyltransferase, H3 lysine-36 and H4 lysine-20 specific. The record is from RefSeq and is a predicted model, not a curated record. Gene Ontology annotation, biological process: regulation of DNA-templated transcription. The coding region runs from base 92 to 4909 and encodes 1605 amino acids. The transcript has 12 exons. Gene Ontology annotation, cellular component: nucleus; chromatin. Lineage: Eukaryota; Metazoa; Chordata; Mammalia; Chiroptera; Vespertilionidae. Gene Ontology annotation, molecular function: histone H3K36 methyltransferase activity.